AGAUAAAUUAAAUUUACAAAAUGUCAUCAGUAAAAGUAGCAGUUCGAGUCAGGCCAUUCAACAACAGAGAAAUAUCAAGAGAAUGCAAAUGUAUUAUACAAAUGAGUGGCAACACCACAGCUAUUACAAACCCAAAAGCAGACCCGAACACAAAAGAUGCUCAAAAAAAUUUUAAUUUUGACUACUCAUAUUGGUCACACGACGAAACCGAUCCUGCUUUCUCGUCUCAACUACUAGUAUACAAAGAUAUAGGCGAAGAAAUGCUUCAGCACUCUUUCGACGGAUAUAACGUUUGUAUAUUCGCUUACGGACAAACAGGCGCAGGAAAAUCUUAUACCAUGAUGGGUAAACAGGAAGACGGUCAAGAAGGGAUCAUACCGCAAAUAUGCCAAGACUUAUUCACCAGGAUACGUAAUAAUAGUUCGCCUGACAUUAAGUAUUCAGUAGAAGUUAGUUAUAUGGAAAUUUAUUGCGAAAGAGUGAGAGAUCUCCUGAAUCCUAAAAAUAAGGGUAAUUUAAGAGUGAGAGAACAUCCUUUACUGGGCCCAUACGUGGAGGACCUUAGCAAGUUGGCUGUGAUGAGUUACCAGGAUAUCCAUGACCUUAUAGAUGAGGGCAACAAGGCCAGAACGGUGGCGGCCACCAAUAUGAAUGAAACUAGUUCGAGGUCGCAUGCGGUGUUUACGAUUUUUUUCACGCAGCAAAGGGUUGACGAAACAACUCAACUAACAACAGAAAAAGUAUCCAAAAUAUCACUGGUAGAUCUUGCGGGUUCCGAAAGGGCUGAUUCUACGGGAGCCAAGGGAACUCGAUUAAAAGAAGGAGCUAACAUUAACAAAAGUUUAACCACACUAGGAAAAGUUAUUUCCGCUUUAGCUGAAAUAGCAUCCAAGAACAAGAAAUCCAAAAAAGCCGAUUUUAUACCAUACAGAGAUUCAGUUCUGACGUGGUUGCUUAGAGAAAAUUUAGGUGGUAACAGUAAGACUGCUAUGAUAGCUGCUAUUUCCCCUGCCGAUAUAAACUACGAUGAAACUUUAUCGACUUUAAGAUACGCAGAUAGAGCCAAACAAAUCGUCUGCAAAGCCAUCGUCAACGAAGACGCAAACGCCAAACUUAUUAGGGAGCUUAAAGAAGAAAUUCAGAAACUACGCGAGCUACUGAAACAGGAGGGAAUAGAUGUAUGCGAAGGAGCAGGUGACAGCAUUCUCACCAAAAACAACAAAGAAAUAGAGCGAAGUCGUUCACAAUCCACUUCUUUAGCUGAAGAAGCCGUAGACCAAUUGCAAGCUAGCGAAAAACUCAUAGCAGAAUUAAAUGAAACAUGGGAAGAAAAAUUAAAGAAGACAGAGGCAAUAAGAAUACAGCGCGAAGCUGUCUUUGCUGAAAUGGGUGUAGCCGUAAAAGAGGAUGGAAAUACAGUGGGUGUAUUCUCUCCUAAGUGUACACCGCAUUUAGUUAAUUUAAAUGAAGAUCCAUUUAUGUCGGAAUGUCUGAUUUACUACAUUAAGGAAGGUUUAACGAGAAUCGGUUCAGAUCAGGCUAAUAUUCCACAGGACAUUCAACUAUGUGGAUCACAUAUUAAACCAGAACACUGCGUUUUUGAAAACAAGGACAAUCGAGUAACAUUGGUUCCUCUCAAUGGAGCACUCAUUUAUGUUAAUGGAAGAGAGGUUUCUGACCCUGUUCAACUGAAAACAGCAUCAAGAGUAAUAUUGGGCAAAAAUCACGUGUUUAGAUUCACACAUCCUGAAGAAGUAAGAGAACUCAGGGAGAAAAAUAUGAUUACUUCAGAACAUGUAGACUGGAACUUCGCACAAAUUGAACUUUUGGAAAAACAAGGUGUGGAUCUCAAGGCAGAAAUGGAGAAAAAGUUAGUUACACUAGAAGAGCAAUAUCGCAAAGAAAAAGAAACGGCGGAUCAACUCUUUGAAGAACAGCGAAAGAAUUACGAAGCUAGAAUAGAUGCCCUACAGAAACAAGUCGAAGAACAAAGUAUGACAAUGUCUAUGUACAGUUCCUACACCCCGGAAGAUUUUAAUAAUGAAGAUGAUAUAUUUGUGAACCCUCUAUUUGACGCAGAGUGCAACUGGACCGAAAAGGAGUUCGAACUCGCUGCUUUGGCUUGGAGGAAAUGGAAACAUCACCAGUUUACUUCUUUGAGGGAUGACCUCUGGGGUAAUGCUAUAUUCUUAAAAGAAGCCAACGCCAUAUCCGUGGAAUUAAAGAAAAAGGUCCAAUUUCAGUUUACCUUACUUACGGACACCUUAUAUUCUCCACUUCCUGCUGAUUUACGACCUAUGAUAGAUUACGACCAAGAUGAAGAUAUUAGUAUACCGAGAACAAUAGUUGCCGUCGAAGUACAAGAUAUCAAAAAUGGCGCUACUCAUUAUUGGUCUUUAGAUAAAUUACGGCAACGUCUUGAGUUAAUGCGCGAAAUGUAUCAUAACGAAGCCGAAAUGUCUCCCACAUCGCCAGACUACAACGUUGAAUCUCUAACUGGCGGAGAUCCGUUUUAUGACAGAUUUCCUUGGUUUAGAAUGGUAGGCAGAGGUUUUGUUUACCUGAGUAAUCUACUGUAUCCCAUUACACUCAUCCAUAAAGUUGCAAUUGUCAGCGAGAAGGGUGAUGUAAGAGGUUAUUUGAAGGUAGCAGUUCAAGCGGUGAUGGAUGAAGAUAAUUCUGAUCAAGUUGGCGUCAGACAGAGUGCCAGAAUAGCAUUCGAAACUACGCCAAAAAAUUACUGUCACAGCUACAAAAUCGUUUGUCGACUACAUAAAAGCCAACCAAUAGUUUUUGAAGUUUUCGGCCAUUAUCAACAGCAUCCAUUGCACAAAGAUGCCAAACUAGAAGGUAGCGUUCGCCAACCGCCAAGAAGAAUGCUGCCACCUUCGAUUCCCAUCUCUCAACCUGUCAGAUCAACUAAAUUCGGUGCUUUGCCAUCUCCUUGCACCGCACACAUUCAUGCCAAGGCUGAUGUGUUAGUCUGGUUUGAAAUUUGUGAGUUGGCACCGAGUGGAGAAUACGUUCCUGUGGUGGUAGAACAUAGCGAUGACUUCCCAUGUAGAGGAUUGUUCUUAUUGCACCAGUUAGAAAAUUGUGGGCGUCCAGCUAUUAUAACAAAAGACCUAAGCAUGGUGAUUUACGGACGAGACGCUAGAACCGGACCUAGAUCUUUAAAACAUCUAUUCUCCGGCAGUUACCGAAAUACUGAAGCUAAUCGAUUAUCCGGAGUCUACGAGCUGCUGUUACGUCGCGCUAGCGAAGCAGGUAGUCCAGGCGUACAAAGACGUCAACGACGAGUACUGGAUACCAGCACCACCUAUGUACGAGGUGAAGAGAACCUUCAUGGUUGGAGACCAAGAGGAGAUUCUUUAAUAUUUGAUCAUCAGUGGGAACUAGAAAAAUUGACACGUUUGGAGGAAGUAGAGAGAGUUAGGCAUACUUUGCUUUUACGAGAACGUCUAGGAUUGGAUAGAACACUAAAUUAUAAUAAGUACCGGUUAGAAUACACUAAGAAUGAAAAAGAAGCGUGUAAUAUGGUCGCUAAGAAUAAUAAUAUAAAUGCUAUAGCGAACAAUGAUACAAAUACGGAAUACUCUGACCGUGAAAGGGAACUACUUCUGAGAUGCGUUAAACUUAUCCAGGGUAGGCACAGAGAUAAUUCAAAUAACGUUAAAGACAACGACGUGACGAGUCCUUCUGAAGAAGUACCUGGAGAAUGUGCUCCAUUCCCUCCUAUGCCCGUUUCACCGCCUGGUCCCAGAGAUCCAGAAUUAGUUUUAUACGUACCAGAUAUGGAAGAAAUAAGAAUUUCUCCUGUUAUAGCUAGGAAAGGAUAUUUAAACGUUUUGGAACAUAAAACGCAGGGUUGGAGAAAGAGAUGGGUGUCUGUGCGCCGUCCCUAUGUAUUCAUCUUUAGAGACGAAAAAGAUCCAGUCGAAAGGGCCUUGAUCAACUUAGCUACAGCUCAAGUAGAGUAUUCCGAAGAUCAGUUAAGCGCGGUUCAUCUACCCAACACCUUUAGCGUAGUAAGUAAGCACAGGGGAUACCUACUUCAAACUUUGCACGAGAAAGAAGUACACGACUGGCUCUACGCUAUCAAUCCGCUUUUAGCCGGCCAAAUUAGGUCGAAAUCGGCUAGGCGCAACCCUCAAAACACCACCAAUGACACCCCUACCACCAAGGAAGUGACGGUUAAUUUAAAAUGAGAUUUAAUCACUAUGGAAUCCGUAUUAGUUUAUUAGUAGCUUUAAUAUAUGUAAGUUAUUUUAUUUUUUUCGACGGGCCAGUCUGAUAUGUGGAGGUCAUAAAUAUGAGGGACACAUUCAUUGAAUAUAUUGUGAUUUAAACAUAAUUUAUUUUAACUUUUAGACAUACUACGCUAUAUUUAACACUAACUUAAGAUUGAGACUAGUAAAUAUAUACUUUAUCUCAAAAAGUAUAUUGGCUAUACGCAAUGUAACCUGAAGUAACUAAAAUUGUCGAUAGGUUCAACUAAACUUAAACUGUACUUAAUCGUAAAGCAUCUAAACAUUGCAAAACGCAAAUUUGCUUUACAACAUGUCAUUAUUAACUAAACCUAACCUAACAUAACCUAACCAGUAGUUUGCUUGAGUAUUUUAGACCAUUCACGUGUCAUUGGAAACCAAUCGAUACAAUCUUAUGAGAGCUUAUUACUCACUCUUCGAAAAUUAAAAUAAAAUAUUGUGGGGUAGAAUGUUUGUGGUCAUUGAUUUGUUGUCGUAUUUAUGCAUAGACUGGCCUUGGAAAUUGUGAUCUGAAGCUAUAAGAGGAACUAAAUGUACCAGUUAUAUCAAUGUUUCCAUUUCUUCAAUGUCAAACUUUAACAAGUCGUAAUUUUUGUCUUGACUGUUGAUUAUUUGUGUAGUUGAAUGGGUGAAAGAGAAUAUUGAAGGUUAAAGUUUUGUUUUUGGUUUAUAUAAUUCAUUAAAGUAACUAUUUUCUUCUUAAUGUUAAACAUUCUAUAUGUUUUCACAAAUUUUAGAGAUAAAUCCGUACAUAACUAUUUUUAAAACCGUACGAAUGUUAAAUAGAUUCACAAAAUUAAGAAAUGUAUAUCAAAUUAAUUAAAUGAUAUUGGUUCAGAGAGGAUUUGAUGUCUAGAGCCGUAAAUGUCAGAAGUGAAUAGUUAGUUUAUGAAGUGAAUAUAAAUAUUGUACUAGGGAUUUUUCAGUAUCUUUCUCAUAGAUGCAAAAUUUGGUUCUUGUAGAAACAAACAGGAUGUCUUAACCUUAAUUAUCUUAAAAAAAAAUAACUAACAACGAAUUUAUUCAUUUGUACGAUUGUAGUUAAAAUAGUCAAGUUUGGGUGUUAGGCAGGGACAUAUCUUUUCCCCUCUCUUUUUUUUACAUCUUAUAAUAUAAAUAGUGAUGAUGAUUGGAAUAUUGGAUACAUCAGCUCAAUAUUCAAGAAAGGGAAUAAACGCAAAUGCUCUAAUCCUUCUAAUAAGAUAUUAGAAGAAGGGCAAAUACUGUAUAUUCCAGUGUAGAUAGAAUUGAAACGAGACAACUAGUGUGGUAUGAACAUGUGAAGCGAAUGAAUGAAGAUAGAUAGCGAAAGAAAGCUUUAAAUUAGGGAAUGCCUUCAGUUGCCUGGGAAGAAAAUGUACGGCACAUAAUAAGAGGAACAUGGAAAUCCCCUGAUAACGAAACCAUUAACCAGAUAGAUCACAUCCUGAUAGAUGCAAGGCACUCUUCCGAUCUCAUAGACGUCAGAAGCUACCGAGGCCCAAACAUUGACAGUGACCACUUUCUUGUAAUGGCAAAAAUCAGAGGAAGAAUAUCAAACCUAAAGAAAGAUAAACACACGAAACAAGACAGAAUUAAUGUUGAUAAUCUGCGCAUUGAAACCGUUGCGAGAGAGUAUAGGAGACAAAUGGACGAAGAAAUGGAGAACCUGGAGGUGGGGAAAACGUAGAGGAACUGUGGACAAAAUGUAAAAACAUAAUAACUGAGAAAGCAACAAAAAAUAUUGGGGAAAACCAAACCAGUUAAAGAAAACGAAUGGUUUGACAAGGAGUGCCAAGAAGCAACAGAUAACAAAAACAGGGCAUACCUAAAGACAAAUCAAGCUGGAUGCACAAGAAGAGCAAAGGAAGAAUACCGGACACU
This is a messenger RNA of Diabrotica balteata, 6131 nucleotides long. The record is from the annotation of a GenBank genome assembly. NCBI's taxonomy places the organism in Eukaryota, Metazoa, Arthropoda, Insecta, Coleoptera, Chrysomelidae.